This is a messenger RNA of Symbiodinium natans, 1428 nucleotides long. The record is from the annotation of a GenBank genome assembly. Lineage: Eukaryota; Dinophyceae; Suessiales; Symbiodiniaceae.
AUGGAGAUGAUACGCGUGGUUCGUGCGGCCACAGGUGCAGAACUGACUGCUCUCUCACAGGAGGAUCUAAGACGCCUUGCCCUCGAAGACGGCCAAGCUGUGCGGGGUCUCAUGCGGCACCUGCACCCGCUGUGCGGGAAGUCCAGGUUUUGUCAGAAGUUGCUCGACACGGACGGGUCCAUCUUGUCCGAGGGGACAACCCUGGAGGCGCCUGUGGAGCUGCAGCUGGUGCUGCUGCCUUUUGCCGAUGCCUCUGUGUCUGAGCUGGACGAGCUCGUCUCCGCGGUCGGGCACAAUCGAGUGGAAUUCGGACUGAGCAUUCAGUUCAAACUGAGCGUAUCUUUCGACAAGAAGCCAAGGAUCCACUCUUGGGCCAAGAGUCAGCCCCGCGAGCUGGACUUGCUGUUGGUGAGCAAGCUUGGACACCAAGUCAACAGCUUCAAAGCCCAAGUCGAGGACGUCUUCAACCGCAGCGACAACCUAGCCGAGCAUUUCGAGUUCUUAGAUCAGCAGCCGAAGAUUUUCCCAGGCACCUAUGAUGGCCCAGUGAGCGGACAGGUGGAGUUCCAGGAUGUGUCAUUUGCCUACCCCACGAGGCCAGAGCAGAAGGUGCUCCACGAGCUCUCCAUGGAGCUGCAGCCUGGGAAGACCACGGCUCUCGUUGGCGCCUCCGGGUCGGGAAAAAGUACCUCAGUGCAGCUCAUCUUCCGGUACUAUGACCCCAUGGCUGGCACCAUUCUGAUUGAUGGAGUCCCGAUGAAAGACUGGGACCUGACACACCUACAUCGGCACAUGGCGCUCGUUGCACAGGAGCCCGUGCUUUUCAACACCUCCGUGCGGCAAAACUUGCUGUAUGGCUUGCCGCACUGCCGCAUCGACUCCGAUCCCAAGGACUUCGAGGAGCAAGUCAUCGAAGCUGCAAAGGCAGCUUGUGCACAUGACUUCAUCAUGGGCUUCCCCGGUGGCUACGACACCAACGUCGGGGAUCGGGGUGGCCAGGUGUCGGGCGGGCAGAAGCAGCGCUUGUCGGUCGCCCGCGCCAUCCUCCUGAAGCCCAGGAUCCUCGUCCUGGACGAAGCCACCAGCGCCCUGGAUGCUGAAAGCGAGUCCAUCGUCCAAGAGGCUCUCGAUCGGUUGGUGGCAAGUAGCGGCAGCAGUGUCAUGGUGAUCGCCCACCGCUUGUCCACAGUUCGGAAUGCUGAUGAGAUCAUCUGCCUUCGGGAAGGCCACGUUGUGGAGCGAGGGUCCUCAAAAGAGCUCAUGGAGUUGAGAGGCUACUACUACACCCUUGUCGAGAAGCAAGCCGUGACCUUGGAUGACAUUGGGGGUGCCAACGCUGAGAUAGAUCGGUCUCUGAAAUCCAGAAGCAAAAUCACGGAUUCCGAUGCUAAUGUACAGGAGCGUGCAGCCACGGAGAAAUCAUCCUGA